UAUCCGCCAUGUUGCCGCGAUUAUUUGAAUUAAGCGCACGUCAGCUGUGUCAGGAUAUUAAUAAAUUAUAAAAUUAGUACUAUAUUAUUAGUUUCUUACUCUUAAUAACUUAAAUUUUUAUAGUAACGCGAACUUCCAUAAAAUCAACAGUUUUGAAUGCUAUCUCGUCGGUAUUGGAAGCAAUUUUCGUGGAUAACCCUCGACAUGUUACUCCAAAAUUACCGUAGUGCAAAUGUUUAAAUGGCAUUGGAAUCUGCACAGCCAUACGAAAUUUGUCUCGAAGUCGAGCACAUCUUGAUCUCUUCCACCAUGUAGCGAUCUGAACAUAGUUGAUUGAGUUCAUUAGUGACCUAAUUUUCUUAUCAAGAUGGAUCUUUGGUUGGGUUAGGAAUCGUCACUUAUACUCGUCCAACAAUCGCCAUUUUAGUGAUUUAAGUGCUAAAUCGUUCCAGCAACGUGAAUGUGUGACUCAGGAUUAUUUCCAAUCAUGCAAUCAUUGAACAUGCUACGAGACAAUAAAGGAGUACUGAAGCAAUUUUGCAAUUGCAAGAUCUUGCGUGACAGCAGGAUUCAGACAGAGGAUCUAUGGGUGCGAGAUGGAAAAAUAGUGAAUCCGGAGAAGAUUUUCUACGAUGAAAAAAUCAAGCCAGAUGUUAGAAUAGACUGUGGCGGCGCUUUGAUCUCACCAGGAUAUAUAGAUGUGCAGAUUAAUGGAGGAUUUGGUAUAGAUUUUUCAUGUAAUAUUGAUAACGUGGAAGGAGGCAUUGCUAAAGUAGCAAAAGGAUUGUUGGAACAUGGAGUAACAUCCUUUUGUCCUACGUUGGUUACAUCUCCCACUGAGAUAUAUCACAAAAUCUUACCAAGAAUAAAAAAACGAAAUGGAGAUAGUCAUGGUGCUGGUGUGCUGGGUGUUCACAUAGAAGGACCAUUUAUUAGUCCAGACAAGAAAGGUGCCCAUCCAGAACAUUAUAUCAGAAAAUUUGAACAGGGAUUUAAAUCAGUAACUGAUAUGUAUGGUGAUCUAGACAAUGUGUGCAUGUUUACAUUGGCACCUGAAAUAUCGAAUGCUACAUCUGUUAUCGAAGAGUUAUAUAGAAGAAAUAUUAAGGUAUCUCUUGGACAUUCUAUAGCAAAUUUAAAUGAAGGAGAAAAAGCAGUUAAACAUGGAGCAUCAUUUAUCACUCAUUUAUUCAAUGCCAUGUUGCCUUUUCAUCAUAGAGAUCCAGGAUUGGUUGGUCUGUUAACAUCCGACCAAAUCCCGCCUGAAAGAAUCAUUCAUUUUGGUAUAAUCGCCGAUGGGAUUCAUACUCAUCCUGCGGCAUUGCGGAUCGCUCAUAGAACGCAUCCCGAAGGUCUGGUGCUUGUAACUGAUGCGAUAUCAGCAUUAGGUCUAGAAGAGGGAAUCCAUCAAUUAGGACAGUUUAAAAUAGAGAUACGUAAAGGAUGCGCAUAUAUCGCUGAAACAAAUACUCUCUGUGGUAGCAUAACCGAGCUUUCCAAAUGUGUGAGACACUUUAAAGAAGCUACAGGUUGCACAGUAGUUGAGGCCUUAGAAGCGGCGACUUUACAUCCCGCGAGAACUCUCGGUAUCGAUUCUUACAAAGGUGUUUUGAAUUUUGGGGCCGACGCUGAUUUCAUAUUACUUGAUAAGAAACUCGAAGUGUUGUCAACAUGGAUUUCAGGAGAUUGUGUUUAUGAGAAGAAUAUUAACAGUUUUUUUUUACGUGGAACAAUUUGAUGCUCGAAUGUAAGUAGGUAUCUUAUCGGAUAUAAAUCCGAAUCAAUUACUGUAUAAAGCAAAUGUAUAUAUUUAAUGGCUGGACGCUGUAAAAAUGAUAGUGAAAGAUUCAUAAGAGAGACUGUUAUAAUAAAAAGACUUAAGGCUCCUGAAUAGACACCAUAGCCUCAUAUAUUGAAUCGUGAUGUCAGAAGCGAGAAGUAACACAUUAAUUUUUAUUACGUGCCAUUUAUAAAGAUAACUUUGAUAAAACAAAAUAAUGAGAUUUUUUUAAAACAUUUAUAAAAAUAGACAAAAACUGUUUUUAUUUCCCCUGAUAGUAAAUAGUCGAAAAGGCACGUGUAAGUGGAAAUAAGUUACACAUGUGCAUUGAAUAAAAGCACUUCAUGUGCUUUUCGUUACUUUUUAUGAUUAUUUACUGACUAUCAGAGGGAUAAGGAUAUCUUUCGUCCAUUUUACAAUUAUUUUCAAGCGAUAUUAUCAUUUUAUUUUAUUUAAAUUGUUUUUAUUCACAGGUGGCAUGCAACAAAAAUUAACGUGUCAUUUCUCGCUUCUGACAUCAUGAUUCAAUAUAGCCGACUACUCGGAAGCCUUGAAUUUAUUGCAGAAAAGU
Messenger RNA from Acromyrmex echinatior (Panamanian leafcutter ant), 2351 nucleotides. Its product is annotated as N-acetylglucosamine-6-phosphate deacetylase. NCBI's taxonomy places the organism in Eukaryota, Metazoa, Arthropoda, Insecta, Hymenoptera, Formicidae. Gene Ontology annotation, biological process: N-acetylglucosamine catabolic process. The record is from RefSeq and is a predicted model, not a curated record. Gene Ontology annotation, molecular function: N-acetylglucosamine-6-phosphate deacetylase activity.